UACCAAUACCAAUACCAAUACCAAUACCAAUACAACUGGAACUGGAAUUGAAAUUAUAACGUCAACGUCCACAUCCACAUCCACACCUGCACCAGCACCAGCACCAUCUGUACUGCUACCAGCACCCACAAUCACAUCCACACCCACUCCCAAAUCCACUUUCACAUCUACAUCUACACCAUCGACCCCGAGCUUGUCACCACCACCUUCACCUUUACCCCCCCCUGCAAUCUCUAUCUCAUACUUCCCUCCAGCUGCAGAGCAGCCUACUCCUCCAAAACCGACGAGCAAGAUGGCUCCGAAAGCAAAUGCCGCAAAUGGCGACCAAGAUAGUCUCAACAGCGGCAAGAUUUACUCCGUGUCCGGACCCGUCGUUGUGGCCGAGGACAUGAUCGGAGUUGCCAUGUACGAGCUUGUCAGAGUCGGCCACGAUCGUCUAGUCGGUGAAGUCAUUCGAAUCAACGCCGACCAAGCUACCAUUCAAGUCUACGAAGAGACUGCUGGCAUAACCGUCGGUGAUCCCGUCGCCCGUACCGGCAAACCUCUUUCCGUCGAACUCGGUCCUGGUCUAUUAAACAACAUUUACGACGGAAUUCAACGACCUCUCGAGAAGAUUGCCCAACAAUGCCAGAGCAUUUAUAUUCCUCGCGGUGUUGCCGCAACCGCUCUCGACCGAGAAAAGAAGUGGGAGUUCACUCCUACCCUAAAGGUUGGCGAUCACAUUUCUGGUGGUGACGUCUGGGGAACUGUUUUCGAGAACUCCUUCAUCAAGGUGCACAAGAUCUUACUGCCGCCACGAGCCAGGGGAACCAUUACCAAGAUCGCUGGAAAGGGCGAAUAUACCGUUGACGAGAAGAUCCUCGAAGUCGAGUUCAAUGGCACCAAGACCGAGUAUGGCAUGAUGCAAACCUGGCCUGUUCGUGUCCCGCGACCGACUACCGAGAAGCUCGCCGCCGACAGCCCCUUCAUCGUAGGCCAACGAGUCUUGGAUGCUCUCUUCCCCAGUGUUCAGGGUGGUACGGUGGCUAUCCCCGGUGCUUUCGGAUGUGGCAAGACUGUCAUUUCCCAGUCCGUCUCCAAGUUCUCCAACAGCGACGUCAUUGUGUAUGUGGGUUGCGGAGAAAGAGGAAACGAGAUGGCUGAAGUCUUGAAGGAUUUCCCUGAAUUGUCUAUCGAGGUCGAGGGCCGCAGGGAGCCCAUCAUGAAGCGAACUACUCUGAUCGCCAACACCUCCAACAUGCCUGUCGCCGCCCGAGAAGCUUCCAUCUACACGGGUAUCACGGUUGCCGAAUACUUCCGUGACCAGGGCAUGAACGUAGCCAUGAUGGCUGAUUCCUCUUCCCGAUGGGCUGAAGCUUUACGUGAAAUCUCUGGUCGUCUCGGAGAAAUGCCUGCUGAUCAGGGUUUCCCUGCUUAUCUCAGUGCCAAACUAGCCAGUUUCUACGAGCGUGCAGGCAAGACGAGCUGCCUCGGUUCGCCCGAGCGCGAAGGCAGUGUCAGCAUUGUCGGUGCCGUCAGUCCCCCUGGUGGUGAUUUCUCCGAUCCCGUCACUACGUCCACCCUCGGUAUCGUACAGGUCUUCUGGGGUCUCGACAAGCGGCUAGCGCAACGGAAGCAUUUCCCGUCCAUCAACACGUCGGCGUCUUACAGCAAGUAUACCAACACGCUGGACAAGUGGUACGAGAAGGACUUCCCAGAUUUCCCGAGACUGCGUGACCGUAUCAGACAGCUACUAUCCGACUCGGAGGAGUUGGACCAAGUAGUGCAGCUCGUCGGAAAGUCAGCGCUAUCGGACCCUGACAAGAUCACCCUCGAUAUGGCAACGCUCCUCAAGGAAGACUUUUUGCAGCAAAACGGAUACUCAGACUACGAUCAGUUCUGCCCUAUCUGGAAGACAGAGUGGAUGAUGAAGCUUAUGAUUGGGUUCAACGAUGAGGCGCAGAAGGCUAUCGCUCAGGGUCAGAGCUGGGCCAAGGUCCGUGAGGCCACUAGUGACCUUCAAGCUCAACUCCGAAGUCUUAAAUUCGAGGUACCAAGCGAAGGCCAAGAGACAAUUAGCAAGAAGUACGAGGCUAUCCAACAAAACAUGCUGGAUAAAUUCGCUUCUGUCAUGGACGAGUAAAGGGAGUAGUAAAUGUGGUGCUCUUACCCGUGUGAAGCGGAUUUGCCUCACUCAACUUGCCUUGCCUUAUCUUGAUCCCAUUGCCAGACACAAGAAGGUUGUACAUAAGACAGAAUUCUGGGAGGAGGCUCUUAUUUUGAAGGGGUAAAACGAUGAAGAGGCAACGAGUUGGGACGUGUAAAAAGCCCCAAGAUUCAAUGAAUGUUAUAGUGUUAGGAUUGUUGUAAGUGCUACGAACUGCUAGGUAUCGAAAUUACGUGAAUCCAUAACCUAGGUAUUUACGUUUUUGACCCAAGCAUGUACGUUCAUAUGGGCAUGCCUUGACCGGUUUUUUUUCUCUCUCUCUCUCUAUGACGCUCUGGUCGGGUUUAUAAUGUGUUCAUCUUGUGUGGAUGUUCUGUGAACUGUGUCAAACAACUGAAGACAUACAUACAUUCACGAAAAAAACUCGUCGCCAGUUCUUCUUCUCCAGACCCCCAACCCCCCUUUUUUUUAAAAAAAAAAAAAAAAAAAAAAGUAAAGUAGAAAAACAAAUAUCAACGAAACUUCUCUCAAUU
Molecule: messenger RNA, 2679 nt
Organism: Hypoxylon fragiforme
Lineage: Eukaryota; Fungi; Ascomycota; Sordariomycetes; Xylariales; Hypoxylaceae
Product: V-type proton ATPase catalytic subunit A
Exons: 6
Coding region: 293-2122 (609 amino acids)
Biological process (GO): ATP metabolic process; proton transmembrane transport
Cellular component (GO): proton-transporting V-type ATPase, V1 domain; fungal-type vacuole membrane
Molecular function (GO): proton-transporting ATPase activity, rotational mechanism; ATP hydrolysis activity; ATP binding
Source: RefSeq, a predicted model, not a curated record